Sphaeroforma arctica JP610 is the source of this 1141-nucleotide messenger RNA. RefSeq lists its product as hypothetical. The record is from RefSeq and is a predicted model, not a curated record. Gene Ontology annotation, molecular function: manganese ion binding. NCBI's taxonomy places the organism in Eukaryota, Ichthyosporea, Ichthyophonida. The transcript is spliced from 2 exons. Gene Ontology annotation, cellular component: cell wall. Bases 88 to 954 code for a protein of 288 amino acids.
AUUUGCGCCUAUUAAAGCUACUGUGGGAAAAUUUUAAUCCUCAGUUCACCACUGCUAGUGCUAAUUAAGCAGCUUUCAAUUUCAACGAUGGUAUGCACCAGAACUUCAAUUAUCGCUUUGGCAUGGAUGGUCAUAGCUGCAAGCGUGGCCGAUGCACGCACGACAACAGCAGAGCCGUAUUGUCAUUAUAAAGGAACUUCCUACGAAAAAGGGGCCAAGGUUGUAGGACAGACACUAACAUGCACGUGCCUUAGUGGAAAAUGGGCCAAUUGCGUCAGUAACAGCAGUGAUCAAAGUGACACUGACAGUGGCGAGAAGGAAGAAGAGGUUUAUCCACCCACGGGCAUGGAUGAGCACUUGACAGGUGCAAAAGUAAGCUUCAUUAGCUUCUUGGACAAUUUCGAUAACGAGGAUUUCGUCUUCGAUUUUACAGACUCUAACAAAGUAACCGUGGACUCUCUUGGUCUCGGCGGCAAUAUUCAACCGGUGAACCUGGAGGAAUUUCCCAUUAUGCAACUAGCGGGGAUGUCAUACAGCCGCUUUAGUAUCGGCCCAUGCGGUAUCAAUCUCCCUCAUGUACACCCGCGCGCCACAGAAUCUCUCUAUAUGAUUGAAGGCCAAGUCACUCUUGGUUUCGUUUCCACAGAAGAUCGUCUCAUCAUGAAUGACCUUGAGAAAGAUCAGGUGACAUUCUUCCCUAAAGGGCAUCUUCACUAUCAGCAAAAUAUGAACUGCGAGAAUGCUGAAUUCAUUUCUAUUUUAGACAAUGAAGACCCUGGAGUGUUGGUCGUAUCUUCCGCACUUUUGUCGUUACCUGAUGAAGCUCUCACGGCUACAUUUAAUGAGGAUCAGGCAUUAAUCGCACAGCUUCGUUUGGGACUACCUGAAGGCCCGGCGCGAGCUCGUUCUGAGUGUUUGGCCCGUUGCGGACUGGACAUGGACACACCCCUCUAAAUGCCAAUUCGCUUUCCCUUUUAGAAAUACGAAUUUGCUCCCAAUUUAAAUGCUAAUUCGCUUCCCCAUCAAAUGCCUAUUCGUAGGAAGUGCAGCUUAUAGCUGAUUUAUGCGUACGAUGUGAAAUACGCACUGUGUGCAGUAUACAUAACAAUGCUCGACAAUAAACUUAUUGUUUAUAUAUUGG